UGUGCUUGAGUCACUGGAAAUUGUAUCUUGGUGAAGAAGGGCGGUUUUAAAUCACUUAAAAUGACACUUUUUCAUUUUGGAAACUGCGUUGCUUUAGCUUAUAUUCCGUACUUCAUAACCUACAAGUAUUCUGGACUGUCAGAAUACAGUGCCUUCUGGAAAUGCGUCCAAGCCGGUAUAAUCUACCUUUUCACCCAGCUAUGCAAGAUGUUGGUGCUAGCCACAUUUUUCCCAACCUCAGAUGGAGUAACGGGGAAUCUUGACGUGAUUGGGGAGUUCAUGAAGUCCACUGUUGACCUCGGUGAUCUGGCCGGCUUCUAUUUCAUCCUGACGAGUGUAACUGGCAAAGGAGAUCUGCGCUUCAUGACGGCUGGUGUUGGUUGGGCAACCGCUGAGCUGUUCGUCACCAGGGUACUCCCUCUAUGGUUCGGAGCAAGAGGAACCGAGUUUGACUGGAAGUACAUCCAGAUGAGUCUGGAAUCAAACGUCAAUUUGAUCCAGCAUUUGUCCACUGCUGUACUGGUAUGGCUUUGGAGUAGACAUGAUCUCAAUAAGUCACUCCGACCGGUCGUUAUAGUUCUACUUCUCCUUGGAUGUUAUAAACCACUUAUUGUAGAAAUUUUGAUCCAUGCAGUUGGCCUUGGAUCUUGGGUUCUUCUCCUCGCUAAGUUCUUCUUCACUUCAUGUGUUGGUCUCGUUGCUAUGCAGCUCUACGUUGGUCUCACAGCGGGGAUGGCAAACCAUUUCUCAAAAUAAAUCCGGAGUUAUUUUACUUCCACUAUGAACGUUUUUCACACGCGUUAUUUGUCCACCUUUCUUCCAGGAUAGAAUAGACCCAAGAAUACUUUGUUCUGUAAAGUUUACAGAAAAACUUGCGAUGUAUUUUAGCAUGGGCCAAGCUCGCGCAAUGACCAAUUGUUACAUGUAACUAGUGGUUGUUAGGUGACACACAUAGGGCAUGCGUACAGAAGUUCAAUUGCGAACCAUUCUAGUCAUUUGGUAGGCGGUAACACCGUGUGUGUAUCUACAUGUACUUGCCAGGUAGACUUUGUUCUUUAGAGAACUGUCUUUCUAUGUUCUUAUAUCGCGGAGUAGAUUCAUCAGAUUGUUAUGAAAAGAACUGUCCUGCUUUUUAACUACAUGAACUACCCGGGUGGAAGGUAUAUAAAACUGGCUGGGACAAACUCUACCUGGCAAGUACAUACACACAUGGUGUUACUGCAUAGUCCAAUUAUUGUUGACAAGAUAGAGUUCGGCUAACUUAGUCCAACGAUAGUUGUUUUGCAAACUUGGCAUGGAUUGCUAAAACAAAAUAUGCUUAAUUCCAUAUUACAUUGAUGGGCUAUUGGAACAUAGGGGUGUUGGAACAUUGGGCGCUUGAACCAUGGAGGAAGGAAGAGAAGGAGCUCGAACGAAGGGACU
Messenger RNA from Asterias rubens (European starfish), 1422 nucleotides. RefSeq names its product transmembrane protein 147-like. The record is from RefSeq and is a predicted model, not a curated record. The coding region runs from base 61 to 756 and encodes 231 amino acids. The transcript has 6 exons. Lineage: Eukaryota; Metazoa; Echinodermata; Asteroidea; Forcipulatida; Asteriidae.